Molecule: messenger RNA, 2571 nt
Organism: Nanorana parkeri
Lineage: Eukaryota; Metazoa; Chordata; Amphibia; Anura; Dicroglossidae
Gene: MYB
Product: MYB proto-oncogene, transcription factor
Exons: 16
Coding region: 55-2247 (730 amino acids)
Biological process (GO): regulation of DNA-templated transcription
Cellular component (GO): nucleus
Molecular function (GO): DNA-binding transcription factor activity, RNA polymerase II-specific; RNA polymerase II cis-regulatory region sequence-specific DNA binding
Source: RefSeq, a predicted model, not a curated record
GCUAGGAGCACAGUCACCUUUCGUUGCUCACCCUCCCCUGACCUUGAUCUCAGGAUGGCCAGGAGACUCAGGAACAGCUUAUACAGCUCAGAGGAAGAAGAUGAGGACAUAGAAAUGUACGAACAUGAUUAUGAUGGCAUGCUUUCGAAAGGAAAGCGGCAUAUGGGCAAGACGCGAUGGACACGCGAAGAGGAUGAAAAGCUGAAGAAAUUAGUAGAACAGAAUGGCACAGAGGAUUGGAAGGUUAUUGCUAGUUUCCUUCCGAACCGGACAGAUGUUCAGUGCCAGCAUCGAUGGCAGAAGGUUUUAAACCCUGAACUUAUUAAGGGACCGUGGACCAAAGAAGAAGACCAGCGGGUAAUAGAACUAGUACAGAAGUAUGGCCCCAAACGCUGGUCUGUCAUUGCCAAGCACUUGAAAGGGAGAAUUGGCAAGCAGUGCAGAGAGAGAUGGCACAAUCAUCUGAAUCCAGAAGUGAAGAAGACCUCCUGGACAGAACAAGAGGACAGAAUAAUCUUUGAGGCACACAAGCGCCUUGGAAAUAGAUGGGCAGAAAUUGCCAAGCUUCUUCCUGGGAGAACGGAUAAUGCUAUCAAGAACCACUGGAAUUCUACUAUGCGGCGCAAGGUCGAACAGGAAGGUUAUCUGCAGGAAUCAUCCAAAACCAACCAGGCUUCUGUAGCCACAAGCUUUACAAAAAACCCCUUAAUGGCCUUUACCACUCACACUGCACCUUCUAUACAGCUUGCUCAAAGCAGCCACGUCCCAAGUUUCUACUACCAUCUGCCUGAGCCACCAAAUGCACCUUAUCCUGUAGCACUUCAUGUAAAUAUAGUCAACGUCCCUCAACCAGCAACUUCUGCUGUCCAGAGACAAUAUAAUGAUGAAGAUCCAGAAAAAGAAAAGAGGAUAAAAGAAUUGGAGUUACUACUUAUGUCAACGGAAAAUGAACUGAAUGGACGUAACGCAAUACCAAACCAUGCAGAAGAAUAUCCAGUUUGGCAGAGCACAACGAUCGCUGACAACUCUAGGCCCCAUGGUAACAGUGCUCCUGCUUCUUGCCUUGGGGAACCCCAUCACUGUACACCUUCUCCUCCAGUAGACCAUGGUUGCCUGCCAGAAGAAAGUGCUUCACCAGCUAGGUGCUUUGGUGUAAAUCUGUUAAUACAGAUGAAGGAUAUGCCUGAAUACAAUGAUACUUUGCAAUAUAUCGAUUCUGAUUCUUCUUCAUGGAGUGAAGUCAACAGUUUUGAAAGCAGUGAGAAAGCAGAUUCCUCAAACAGCAGUUCCCCCUCAGGCCGAGACUCCGAGCCUCCCAAGGAGAUGGGCGGCCUGUGCGGCCCUGGGGCUGAAUCUGAUACAGACAUAGGCACAACCAUGCUCUGUAUGGGUUCUCCCACUUCGCCCAGUUCCCUAGAUUGCUCAAAGUGCAGCCAGUCGCCGUUGAUCGUCCUGUGCAAAAAGAGAGGGCGUCUCAGUUGCCUAACCAGUGGAGAGAGUGGUCUCUCCCCAAUCAAAAGCCUGCCCUUCUCUCCCUCUCAGUUCUUAAACCCAGUGUCGGCACAUGAGGGGAUGGACAUCGAACAACCCACUCUAAGCUCCACCCCACUGUGUUCUUCCCACAAGACCCCCAUCACCACACCACUUCACCGAGACCACACACUGCGACUACAGAAAGAAAAUCACAUUCUUAGAACACCAGCCAUAAAACGAUCAAUUUUGGACAGCACUCCAAGAACGCCCACUCCUUUUAAAAACGCUUUAGCAGCUCAGGAGUUCAAAUAUGGGCCACUGAAACUUUCGCAUCACACCCCCUCGCACCUUGCAGAAGACCUUCAGGAAGUCAUUAAACAGGAGUCUAAUGAGUCUGGCAUUGUACCCGAGUUCCAUGACACAGAGGAACCUCUAUUAAAGAAAAUUAAGCAAGAGGUGGAGUCACCAACUCAUAAGAUGGGAAACUUCUACUGGGAACAUGACAACCUCACAACUCAGCUAUUUGCUCAGCACAAUAUUCUUGAAGAUACUCCAAAUCUUCUUACCAGCUCUUUGCUGAUGAAACCAAUGUCUGAUAAAGAGGAUCACCGACUGAGGUCUUUUACUGCUCAAAGAAAUAGAAUAUUUCCAAACCCAUUACAGCAGCUUGGCAAUACAUUAGAAGCAAUGUCUUGUGGGAAGAUAGACGAGCACAAGCUGUAUACAGAAAUGUAUCAUAAAUGCAUGAAGACGGUAUCCACGCUUGUCAUGUGAUGGGCUGGUGGAUCUGAACAAGCAUUAUCCUUUUCGAAACACUUCAAGAUAAUUCGGAAUUCCGUAAACAAUUCCUCUACAUUAAACUUUGGGAGUUUUGUUAAUUGGGAGACUUUUGUUGUGGUACAACAGUUGGGAGCAGCACAAAGUGCAUUUUGUUCUAAUCUCUGAGCUUUUUGUUGGAUUUUCAUCCUACCAAUACAUUUAUUUGGGGGGUGUACAUUUCCACACACAAAAAAUGACAAUUCUGCCUAAGUAUUUGGGCGUUGCAUUGUAAUUUAUUACAUUUGCGAAAUCUGAACAGUUAAAGAACAAGUAAACUCA